AUGUAUUUCAUGGAAGUGGCUGGUACUAUCACAACAAUGUAUCUUUGUUGUCAGUUGCGAGAUUCGCACUUUAUUUUGGGUGUCAACUUCACAAUGAGUGAGGCGAAGGAAGAGAAAAAGGACGAUGACGAAGAUCCGCGAUUGGACUUCAUCUUUGCGUAUCUCGCAAGAUCGCUGAGAAUAAAAUCCGAAAAAUGGACGAAAAUGUUGAGCAACGAAGACACGAAUAAAAUUGUGAUGGAUUUCUUGGAUAAGACAACAGAAUACUUGUUAAUUGUCACAGUCAAUACUGCUGGACAGCUUAUACCUAUCAACAGUUUCCCAGUUAACAGUAAAACAAAAUGUUGUUAUUUUAUCAAAUGUUACAAAGAGCCAGUAACAUCUCAGAACUAUCAGAAAGUAUUGCUUUGUGGAGAUAUGUCAUCAAAACCUAUUGAUGAGUUAUCUGUUUUAGUUGCAGAGGUUUUUGUACCUCUUCUAUCAAACCCUGGGAAUCACAGAGGAUGGCCAAAAGUUGUGGCAGAGGAUAUACAAAGACAUAUACAUGAACUCAAAAGCAUUGUGUAUGAAGUUAGAGGAAAAAUUACUGGCCAUACACUACUGCCAAUGCCAGCUGGAGUGGAGAGAGUUCACCAAGCCCUAGUUGAUAUUACUGAGAGCAAAGGCGAAAAAGUAGACCUGUACUUGAAAAGUGCAAUUGAAGGAGUGAUCAUCAAAUGGGCAACACAGAUAAAUGAAGCUGUAAAGGAAGAAUCUUCUGAUGCCUUUGAAAAUGGUCAGCACCCAACACCUGCAGCUGAAAUUUUGUUUUGGAAUAACCGUCUGAAGAACAUGGAAAAUUUGUACCAUCAGAUGCGUGACCCUCGAGUUGUGGAUAUGGCUUCAAUACUAGAGCUGACUGAUAGUGCAUAUUUCCCAUGCUUCAAGUCAAUGUUCCGUAAUGUAGUAGCAGCUGUUGCAGAAGCACGUGACAUAGUCAUAUACUUGAAGCCACUGCAAAAAUAUUUUGAUCAGUUAGAAAAUACCAUCUUUUGUGAAUGUCAACCUAUUUUGUGGCCACUUAUGCAUACAGUGUGCCUCGUGUGGGCAAACAGCCGAUAUUACUGCAACAAUUCAAAAAUUACUGUACUUAUAAAGGAAAUAUGUAAUCUGCUUAUUCAAGAGGCAAUUAAAUACCUAGAUCAAUCUACCAUUUUCCAAGCAGAAGUUGAAGAGUCAUAUGACAAGAUUCUGAAGUGUAUCGAUACACUUGAACUUUUUCAUGAUAUCUUUGAUGAAUGUCGCACAUCUCUAGCAUCAUACUUUAAGGGAAAUAAUGAACCAGUUCCUUGGACUUUUGACACAAAAUUGGUAUUUGAAUAUGAAAAUCAGUUUAUGGACAGAUUGAAGCUAAUUAAGGAGUUCUUUGUGACAGCACUUGAAUUUUUUAAACUGGAGAAAGUUGAAAUUGGAGGAGGGAAGGGGCGAGUACUUGGCCCAAAAGUACAAAAAAUUUACUCUGAUUUUUGUGACUUAUAUGGUCAGUUUGGAAGCAUUACAUACAAUCCAUUUGACCCCACUGAUGAAAGUUUUGUGAAAGAUUAUUCAGUCUUCAGAGAGAAAAUUGAGGACUUUGAUCGCAAACUUGCUACUCUUUUGUGUCAAGCCAUUGAUGAUUGCUACAAUCUUGAGAGCAUUUACAAGUUUAUCAACAUAGCUGGGACCCUUCUUGAACGUGAUAUUGUUAAGACGGCAAUUGAGCCAAAGUACUCUGUCAUUCUCACAAUGUUAGGAGAAGAGAUGGCCACUGUUCAGGAACUUUUUGAAGAACAUCAGAUGCUGUACUCACAGAGGAAGUAUGUGCCCGCUGAUAUGAAUUUCCCUCCAGUGGCUGGAGCCAUUAUGACAAUCCACAAAUUACGAGAGAGAGUUCGACCACAUAUUGAGAACUUGAAAUCAUUUGAUAAUCCAUGGAAUACAACAGAUGAGCAACCAGCAUUGUCUGAAUUCAAAGUAGAAAAUGAGUGUGUGGUAGAAGUAGAUAGUUGCAGUUGUCUUUUGAUAUUUUCAGUUUUUUUUUCAGAUGAUAAGGACAAAGGCUUACAUUUGACAAAUUUUCAGUGUACAAGGAAAGGGGAUAUACAACAACAUACUGCUUCUCCUCAAAAUGCGCCGAACAACAGACUUUUAGAAAAAUAUAAAACAAAUAGUUUUUGUGUUGAUCAGAACCAAGAAGUAAAAUACUUCUCUGAUAAUUGUUUAAAAAAUUCUAGAAAGUCUGCCAUUUAUAACAAACUCAUUGGAAUAGCCAUUUACCGCAAGCUCUACAUAAAUACUCCUGCUUGGUUCUUUCACUCUAUAGCAAAAUUUCACAGUUCUGAUGCAAUCGUACACCAAACCUCAACUCACCCGCAUCCACAAAACCAAGCAGCACUCCAGCACAUUUUUACAAAUAUUGGAUACCUAGAUAAUGAUACUAAAAAACUGAACAAUAAAUUUACAACAAAUAGAAACAUUUGUAGUUCUGUGUCACAACAUGACUGUCCAGCUAAUGACCGGUGCAGUUCCCAUGGCACGGGUUACUGUGGCAGACUUGAGGCAACCAGUCAGCAACAAGACUGCCCUGUCACAUGCAAGUGCUGGGUAUCUGGCCAGGCUAGGCACGGAUUCACUGAGCCAGCACAAUCAGCCAACAAAUGCAUGUGUUGCCAAGUUGAUGAGUUGAGCCAGACGUGGCAAUUGCUGGCUACACCUUGUCCCUGUGUCAUGCCAUAUGAUCCUUUGAUUCAGUACCCACCACUCAGUGCCUAUAGGCACGGGUCCUCUAUGAUGAACUUCUGCAAAGUAAAUAAAGGUCUCAGGGGUGUUCGAGUUGCAAGAGCCCCAUCCUGUCACCUGUCUCCACCAGAGAGCCUCAAUGCCCAUACACAUGAACAUGUAACAAGGAUCAGAGUUUGGAAAGGAAAAGAAACUGACAAUUUCAAUGAAAAUAUGUGUCAAAAUUUCAUACAUGAAGUGGAAAUACAUCUUUCAACCUGUGACCACUUGGAAGGAAGCACUGGCAUCAAGGCAAGAAAAUUAUUUGGAUAUUUACUUGCCACUCAGUAUUGCCAUGAGGUUCGCCUACUAAUGUGUCUCACUACAGAAGUUUGUAACUUUUCAUCACUGUUGUUUCAUGUACACACAAAUCAGCUUUUGCUGUUUUUCAGUUCACUUGUAUUGUUUUCACACUUGUCAGUGGAAUUUAUCAGCAGAAUUCCCUUCUUCAGUUUAGAGGAAAGGUGUGCUGUGCACUGCAUCUUCAUGUUAUUUGCAAAAAAGCAAAAACAUAAUCUGGAAAAAAACUGUACAGUACUGAGGAAGUCUGAAGAAGCAGAAAACCUCAUAAGAAGAUGUGAUAAUUUAUUUGAAUCUCUUGAUUCAUUUGAAGAUUAUAUUUUCACUAAUUGGAUGACCACCGUUCCUAACAUCUGUGCAGAAAAUCUAAAUAAAACCAUAUUAACAAGAAAGAAGGGUUUUACUCUGAACUUAAACUUCAGUGAAGAACUUGUAAUACUUCUCCGAGAAGUGAGAUACUUAAAGAUGCUGGGGAAAGGUGGGAUCCCUGAGGAGGCCAUCAACCUGCAUCAGAGAGAUGAAACAUUUAGACAGUGGAUAUUCAGCCUGAAUGCUUGCAUUAACUCGUACAACCAGAUUAGGCAAUGCAGCCAUCCAGUUGAAUUUGAUUUGGUUGUUGAUGAUAUUGAAUGUAUUGACUUAUUAAUUUCUGAGGCACAUGAAUCACUAAACUGGAAUUCUGCAGUUUACCGGCACACUACAAUCUGUUGUCUGACAUCACCAACACACACCUGGGUGACCACAUCACUGGAUUUGGAGCCACACCAUCAUCCAGUCCACCAAGAUAAUAGAAGCUGCAUCACCAUACUACGAAGGUCACAGCUGUUAGCCCCAGAUCACUUAGCAGUUGCAAAUGCAGAAUAUGACAUGUCAGAUAUUAUCUGUUGCCAUUACUCUGGGUGGUGCUUGACAUUGCCCAGAAUGUCAAGGGUGCAAUCUUCCCUCUUGACAACAUUAUGCAACCUGGUCUACGGUGGUUUCAGAGCCAGUCUGACACCAUCAAAACAUAACAUCAUACGUGUACACUCACUGAAGUCUUUGUGGACAAAUGUGACAACAGUUCCAUGUCUGGACAGCUGUGGAGGUCAGAUUUUCUUGAUACUUGAGCCAAACAUACAAAUUCUCACUGGCAGUUGCAGCACCUCACCAUACACCAGUUCUGCAGAUGAAUCAUUCAGAUCAGGCUUGUAUGUAUUCCACAGGUUAAGGAGAACCAUCAGCAGAAGUUCUGUCCACCCGGCAAUGUGGCACACCAGAGCUGCUUUUAGUGUUUCGCAUGGACAGCCGCGUUGGGAUCCAUCCACUAUGAUUCUGAACAAUGAUAAUCAUGUAAAAUUUACACAACAGAACUGCAGUAUUCUUAGUCAAAUUUCAGACUGGAUUGAUCACUAUUUAAUCCAAUUAUUAUCAUGGUAUAUUUAUGAAUAUAUUUUCAAUGAAGAUAUUUAUUUUCAUUUUUUUGCAUUUUACCUGGCAUUGACAUCUUGCCACAAACAGAAGAAGUGCUCUAACUGCUCACAGAAGAGCCAGUGGACAUAUAGAAAAGAUGGGAAGAAUUUAAAACCACUGAAUAUGUCUAAACAGUCAGGCAAGAUACAUUUGGUCAUUUCAGUUGCAAAAGUUUGGGAUUUUGUUGAUAAAUUCAAAAGCAUGGUAAAACAACUUCAUGAGAGAGUUACUAAUGCACAAUCAAAUAUUAAAAAAAUCAGAGAUCUUAUGGGUGCUUGGUCUACAACUCCAUUAUAUGAACGGAAGGAGCGAAAGAAAUUUGCUCUGCUUAAUAUUGAAGACCGUUUGGAAAAUGUGCAAAAGAGGUACAACAUCAUCAAGGAAACUGGUGUCCUGAUACAUAAUUUUAUGGAAACUAAUUACAAUCUGUAUUUUGAAUCUAACCAUCUGAACGAACAAAGUGAAAUAGCACAUUUUAAUAGCAAGUCUCCUAGCAUAGGAGAAGAAAACAAAAAUUCCAUUAAUCAAGAGAACACCAUCAAUAACCAUGAACAAUUAGAUAUUACACUGGGAGAAGAAGCAAAUGAACAACAUUCCGCAGAAGAGGAGAGUGGCUUUGCUGUGACUGAUCCAGAUGUUAAUGGUACCUGUUCUGAUGAAAGAGGAGGUGCAGGUGAAAGAACUUGCUAUGCUCUGGAAGGGAAUGCAUUCCUGGCACAAGUGGUGGCUGGAGAUGAAUCCUGGUCACCAAAAAUAGCCAAGGCCAUCCACACGAAUAGUAGUAUCUGUGUCAUUCUGGAUGACAAGCUAACGUCAGAACUAGAUAUUUCAGUUAAGAAUUAUGUGUCUGAAGCUGCUUCCAAAUGUGACUCCAUAGGUAAUAGGUACACAUGCAACACAUGCAUUACUCAGGUUCUGUUGGUGAUAGAAAGAUUAUGUUCUGACUUGCAUAAAUUUCUCUUGUUACACCAGUGUCCAUCCACUUCCCAUACUUCUGUAUUAGAAAGACCUGUAGUUCUGCUACAUAUGUACAAUUCUAUGUGGUGUUGUCAGAACAUUGCAAAAGAAAAGUUGCGCAAGAUACCUGAAAGUAAACGUAUAACAAAGAAGGAGUUAAAUACUAUUUUGGAGUUUAAAGAUAUCUGGCAGACCCAGUCUUGGAAAGGACAUUCUAACAGAAUUCUAAGACAGCCUAGGUGUUGUUUAGGAAUGCAAGAUCUCCAUCAAGUGUUUGGGUUGAAACGUAACACCAAGAAACAAGCAAUAAAAACAAUUUGGAGAAAAGCAAAUAGAUUGGUGGAGCUUAGUGAAAGAUAUUUUUCUGUUAAGGUUGUGUGCAAAAUGGAUGUAGACGUGGAAAGUACUGUUGAUAGCAUGGGCAUUAUUACUAUCCACAAAAUUGUUACCUUGAAUCCUGCUGAUUUUUCACCCCACUGUUUACACUGCAAGCACACAGUGUCAGCAGUGCUUGAGUUGUGCAGAAUUCUUGCAAUGGAAGCCAGCUCCCCAGUGGAGGGACACGUUGUGUUUUAUCAACUGUACCAUUUCAGUCCCACUGAAUGUUUAAGAAAAGGGAAGUGCUCAGUGGAAAAAGCAAGGCAGCGCUCCAAGUCUGAAUCUCUGUCAAUGCACAGCGAAUACUCAACACAUGUAAAAAAUAGUUGCAACACCAAACUACUUCCAAUGCAGAGUGUCAUAAUAAAGAAAUUAUUUGACUGGAUUUGGACUGUAAGUGAAAUUGAACAUGUCAUUUCUCAUUUGCAGUUGAAGCUGAAUGAUAAAAAAUGUAGUGAGAAAUGGCUGGCCUACGUAAGAUAUGUUGAUGAAAUCGUAACUGAAGGACUUCUAAAUGCUAUUGGAGGCAGUUUGCAGUUCCUCAUGGAUGAAAUGGAUGAGAAACGUAAAAGGCCACCUUUGUUUGAAGUAUCACUAGAGUUACAGGAACCAGACCUUGUAUUUGUUCCUUCACUGAAUGUAAAUGACCCUAAAAGUUUCUAUUCUCUUAUCCAGAGCAUUAUAAAUGACAUUACAUACAUGGCUACUAUUAUUCCUCGUGUAGCUCCAAACCCUGGACAAAUUGAUUAUAAGGAAGAAAUGGAGUCAAAUGCAGACUUAAUUGAAAUGAAAGAAGAAACACUGACACGUGUUCAGCAAGUAAUAGAUCAAGCUAUAUCUUAUUGCGAAAAUUUUGAAGAACAUUCAUAUCUGUGGUUGGAUGACCGUGAAGCAUUUCUUGAACAGUUUUUGGAAUAUGGUCCCCAGCUGACAUGUGAAGAAGUUGACACUACAAACACUGGUAUGGAAGAGCAACAAGUAGUUGACACGAAACCUACUCUGCAGCACUUCAAAGAGCAGAUCGAUCAUUAUGAAAAUCUAUAUAUGGAGAUAGAAGGGAUGGAUACAGAAAAAAUAUUUUCUAGUUGGUUUCGUGUAAACUUGCGUCCAUUUAAACAAGCUUUACUUAACACAGUAUGCAAAUGGAGCAAUAUGCUAAAGCAGUAUUUAGCAGUACACGUCAAAAACAGCCUUCAAGAGCUAAAUGACUUUAUUGAUGAAGCAGAUAAUGGUCUCCUGCAGCCAGUUUUGGAAGGGGACUAUGAUGGCCUUCUGAAAGUAAUGGGGUACCUGUUUCAUGUAAAGGAAAGGACACCAAAAACAGAUGAAAUGUUUGAGCCUAUUAAGGAAAUGAUUGAUCUGCUAAAGACAUAUGAUGUUGAAUUUUCAGAAGAAGUGUACUUACAGCUACAGGAACUGCCUGAACGAUGGAAUGCUACAAAGAAGACUGCUGUAACUGUGAAACAACAAGUUACUCCACUUAUGGCUGCUGAGGUUACGCUUAUCAGGAAGCGAAUAAACUUAUUUGACCUGAGACAAAACCAGUAUCGAGAAUAUUUUCGAAAACUGGAUCUAUUCAAGUAUGGCUGUGAUGAUGCAUACACUUUAAUGGAUGUUACACAUACCAUAAUUACAGAAAUGGAAGAGCAAAUGACAGUGCUCCAGGAACAGGCAUCAUUAUUUGAAGUGACAGUCCCUGAAUACAAGCAACUUAGGACAUGUUGCAAAGAAAUAAAAAUGUUAAAGACUUUAUGGGACUAUAUAUACAUUGUGAGAUCAUACAUAGAUGACUGGAAGACUACACCAUGGAAGAAAAUUGAUGUAGAAAACAUGGAUCAGGAAUGCAAAAAGUUUGGCAAAGAAAUCCGAGGUCUCGAUAAGGAAAUGCGAUCCUGGGAUGCCUAUGUAGGUCUUGAGGCUACUCUGAAGAAUUUGAUGACCUCUCUCAGGGCUGUGACAGAAUUACAGAAUCCCGCAAUAAGAGAGCGACACUGGGAACAGCUAAUGGCAGCCACAAAGUGCUCAGAGCGUCUUCCAGCAAAAUAUUCGGUUAAAUUUGUAAUGGAUGGUUCAACAACUUUAGCUGAUCUAUUGGCUCUUAACCUACAUGAGUUUGAAGAUGAAGUUAAGAAUAUUGUUGACAAAUCUGUUAAAGAAAUGUCAAUGGAGAAGGUACUUAGGGAACUUGAAAUUACUUGGGCAGCUAUGGAAUUUGAUCAUGAAGUUCACACUCGUACUAACUGCGUUAUUUUGCGAGCUAGUGAGGAGCUAAUAGAAACUCUUGAAGAAAACCAGGUUCAGUUACAAAAUCUCAUGAGCUCAAAGUACAUCGCAUAUUUUUUGGAAGAAGUUUCAGACUGGCAGAGGAAAUUGUCCAAUGCAGAUCAAGUAAUAUCGAUAUGGUUUGAAGUUCAGCGCACCUGGAUGCAUUUGGAAUCUAUAUUUAUUGGAUCUGAAGAUAUCCGUAACCAGUUACCAGAAGAUUCUAAAAGAUUUGAUAAAAUUGAUAAAGAAUUUAGAGAAAUGUUAGAAGUUAUGUCAAAGAUGCCAAAUGUUGUUCAAGCCACAAACUGUCCUCACUUGUUUGAAAGGCUGGAGGUUCUUCAGGAACAACUUACACUGUGUGAAAAAGCUUUGGCUGAAUAUCUGGAAACUAAGAGACUGGCAUUUCCACGCUUUUAUUUUGUUUCUUCUGCUGACCUGUUGGAUAUUUUAUCUAAUGGAAACCAACCUGAACUUGUAGCAAGGCAUCUCACAAAGCUGUAUGAUUCUCUUGCGAGACUCAAAUUCUGUCAGGAAGAUGGCAAAAAUACCAAGUAUGCAGAAGGAAUGUUUGCUAAGGAUGGAGAAUAUGUUGAGUUCAAUGGACAGUGUGACUGUUCAGGCAAGGUGGAGGUUUGGUUGAGCAGAUUAACUGACACAAUGCGUCAGACAUGUCGCUAUUACUUUGGUGAAGCUGUAUCAUCAUAUGAUGAAAAACCACGUGAACAGUGGCUUUUUGACUUUCCAGCUCAGGCAUCUCUCUGUGGUACUCAGAUUUGGUGGACAUCUGAAGUGAACAUGUCUUUCUCCAGACUUGAAGAGGGUUUUGAAAAUGCACUUAAAGAAUACCAAAAAAAGCAAAUAAUGCAGCUUAGUAUUCUGAUUUCACUCUUACUGGGAGAUUUAACAAAAGGAGACAGACAGAAGAUAAUGACAAUAUGUACCAUAGAUGUUCAUUCCCGUGAUGUUGUGGCUAAAAUGAUUCAGAUGAAAGUGGAGAGUGCAUCAGCAUUUCAGUGGCAGUCUCAGUUGAGACACAGAUGGGACGAUCAGUUAGCAGAUUGCUUCUGCAACAUAUGUGAUGCUCAAUUUCAGUAUGCUCAUGAGUAUCUUGGCAACACACCACGGCUUGUGAUAACCCCUUUAACAGACCGCUGCUAUAUUACAUUAACCCAGUCCUUGCAUUUGACAAUGGGAGGAGCCCCAGCAGGACCAGCUGGUACUGGGAAGACAGAGACCACAAAAGAUCUAGGGAGGGCCAUGGGUGUUAUGGUAUAUGUGUUCAACUGCUCUGAACAGAUGGAUUACAAGUCAUGUGGCAACAUCUACAAAGGCCUUGCACAAACUGGAGCUUGGGGAUGUUUUGAUGAAUUCAACCGAAUUUCAGUGGAAGUAUUAUCUGUAGUAGCAGUGCAGGUGAAAUCCGUACUAGAUGCCAUAAAAGGCACCAAAAAAACUUUUAGCUUCAUGGGCCAGGAAAUAGCACUUGUGCCAACAGUUGGCAUGUUUGUCACCAUGAAUCCUGGAUAUGCUGGCAGGACAGAGCUACCUGAGAACCUGAAGGCAUUGUUCAGACCGUGUGCCAUGGUGGUGCCUGAUUUUGAGUUAAUAUGUGAAAUAAUGUUGGUAGCUGAAGGAUUUCAAGAGGCUCGUAUCUUGGCUCGGAAAUUCAUUACUUUAUACACUCUUUGUAGAGAACUACUGUCUAAACAGGAUCAUUAUGACUGGGGUUUAAGGGCCAUCAAGUCUGUUCUUGUUGUGGCUGGCUCACUCAAGCGUGGAGAUCGAGGCAGACCUGAGGAUCAAGUAUUGAUGAGAGCUUUGAGGGACUUCAACAUUCCUAAAAUUGUAACAGAUGACAUACCAGUUUUCAUGGGACUUAUAGGUGACUUGUUUCCAGCUCUUGAUGUGCCAAGAAAGAGAGACUUAGAAUUUGAAAAAAUGGUAAAGCAAGCUGCACUUGACUUGAAACUACAGCCUGAAGACAAUUUUAUUUUAAAGAUUGUUCAACUUGAAGAAUUAUUAGAAGUACGACAUUCAGUAUUUAUUGUUGGGAAUGCCGGAACAGGAAAAACUAUGGUUUGGCGCUCAUUGUUCAAAACAUAUCAGAAUAUGAGAAGAAAACCUGUAUUCAAUGAUCUUAACCCUAAGGCAGUUACAAACGAUGAACUUUUUGGCAUAAUCAAUCCAGCAACAAGAGAGUGGAAGGAUGGCCUUCUUUCAGCCCUCAUGCGAGAUCAGGCCAAUUUAUCUGGUGAUGGACCAAAAUGGAUUGUUCUUGAUGGAGACAUUGACCCUAUGUGGAUUGAAUCUUUAAACACAGUAAUGGAUGACAAUAAAAUUUUGACACUUGCUAGUAAUGAGCGUAUUGCUCUAACACCUGUGAUGCGCCUGCUUUUUGAAAUAUCCAGUUUACGAACUGCCACACCUGCCACAGUAUCUCGAGCAGGAAUAUUGUAUCUAAAUCCUCAGGAUCUUGGAUGGAACCCGUAUGUCACCAGUUGGGUGGAGACUAGAGAACACCAAGCUGAGAGAUCAAAUCUCAUUGUCUUAUUUGACAAGUACAUUCCUUCAUGCCUUGAAGCUCUGAGAAUGCGAUUUAAGAAAGUAACACCCAUAGCUGAAAUUUCACAUACACAAAUGCUGUGCCACCUAUUAGACUGUCUCAUAAUACCUGCAAAUCUGCCAAAUGACUGUCCAAAGGAAUGGUAUGAGAUAUAUUUUGUCUUUGCUUGUGUCUGGGCUUUUGGUGCUGCAAUUUGCCAAGAUCAGUUGGUAGAUUACCGUGUGGAAUUUUCAAAAUGGUGGGCAAAUGAAUUUAAGACGGUGAAAUUUCCAUCACAAGGAACUGUUUUUAAUUAUUUUGUUGACCAUGAAACUAAGAAAUUUCUACCAUGGGAGGAAAAAGUUCAAAAAUUUGAACUUGAUUAUGAUAUACCACUCCAGUCAUUCUUGGUAUCCACAAAUGAAACUACUAGAAUACGUUAUUUUAUGGAUCUAUUGAUGCAAAAGAGGUUACCUCUUAUGCUUGUCGGAGUGUCUGGUUCAGGCAAAAGUGUUAUUGUAGCUGAUAAAUUAGGAAGUCUGUCAGAGAACUAUGUUAUUACCAAUGUACCUUUCAACUUUUAUACGACAUCCGAAAUGCUACAGAAAGUUCUGGAAAAACCACUGGAGAAGAAAGCAGGACGCAACUUUGGACCACCUGGAAAUAAGACAAUGAUUUAUUUCAUUGAUGACAUGAACAUGCCAGAAGUGGAUGCAUACGGCACUGUACAGCCUCAUACAUUAAUACGGCAAUAUUUUGAUUACUGCCAUUGGUAUGAUCGCAACAAAUUGACACUUAAGGAUAUUCACAACUGUCAGUACGUCUCAUGCAUGAACCCAACAUCAGGAAGUUUUACAAUCAAUCCUAGACUUCAGCGACAUUUCUGUGUCUUUGCUGUGAAUUUCCCAUCUGAUGAACCACUGUUUCACAUCUAUCACUCAAUCCUCAGUCAACACUUGGCAAAUCCAAUACUUAAAUUCAGCAACAAUGUCUGCAAGAUUUCAUCAGCACUAGUGAAAGCAGCACUGGCGUUACACCAAAAAAUGGCAGCAAUGUUUCUUCCUACGGCCUUAAAAUUUCAUUACAUCUUCAAUCUUCGAGACUUAUCAAAUAUUUUUCAGGCAAUGCUCUUCACUGUUGCUGAUUGUUUGCCGAAUCAAAAUGAACUGAUACGGCUGUGGAUGCAUGAAGCAACUCGUGUGUAUGGAGAUAAACUUGUGGACAAUAGUGAUAUUGAAAGCUUUAACAAAAUACUACAUGACAUCGUUAAGAAAUCAUUUGAAGAACUAGAUGAAAGUGUAUUUCAUAAACCACUUAUAUUUUGUCAUUUUGCAGAUGGUAUCGGAGAAAGCAAAUACAUGCCUGUGAAAGACUGGAAUGUACUGAGAAGAUUACUUGAAGAUGCUUUGGCACAGUAUAAUGAUCUUGUAGCUGCCAUGAACUUGGUUAUGUUUGAGGAUGCAAUGCAUCAUGUGUGUCGUAUAAAUCGCAUAUUGGAAUCUCCAAGAGGAAAUGCCCUUCUUGUUGGAGUAGGUGGAAGUGGAAAACAGUCAUUAUCUCGUCUUUCAGCAUUUAUUUCAUCUCUUGAAGUAUUCCAGAUCCAGUUACGAAAAGGAUAUGCAAUUAAUGACAUGAAAUCAGAUUUGGGAAAUCUGUAUUACAAAGCUGGCUUGAAAAGUGUGGGGAUAAUGUUUCUGAUGACUGAUUCACAAGUGGCUGAAGAGAAGUUCUUAGUUCUUGUGAAUGACAUGCUAGCAUCUGGAGAGAUUCCAGAAUUGUUUUCUGAUGAUGAAGUAGAAAAUAUUGUUUCUGGAUUAAGAAAUGAAGUUAAAGCAUCAGGUUCUAUUGAUAACAAAGAAAACUGUUGGAAGUUUUUUAUCGAUCGUGUUCGCCGACAACUAAAGGUGGUAUUGUGUUUCUCUCCAGUUGGAUCUACAUUACGUGUAAGGGCUCGUAAGUUCCCAGCAAUUGUGAACUGCACAUCUGUUAAUUGGUUUCAUGAAUGGCCACAGAAGGCAUUAGAAUCCGUAUCAGAACGUUUUCUGUCAGAAAUUUCUGUGCUACCUUCAAAGCUACACAAGUCUGUGUCUCUUUUCAUGGCUUAUGUGCACACAGUUGUGAAUGAAAUGUCACUCACUUAUUUACAAAAUGAACGUCGCUAUAAUUACACUACACCUAAAUCAUUUUUAGAACAGAUCAGUUUGUAUUCAAAACUUCUGCACGAAAAAACUGCUGAGCUACAAGCUCGUAUUUAUCGUUUAACAAAUGGUCUAGAAAAAUUAGCUUGCACUGCUCAACAAGUGGAUGGUCUGAAAGAAGUCCUGGCAAAUCAGCAGGUGACUCUUAAAGAAAAGAAUGACGCUGCUGACAAAUUAAUACAAGUUAUUGGGGUUGAAACAGAGAAGGUGUCUAAGGAAAAGGCAAUUGCUGCUGAGGAAGAAAGAAAGGUAAGAAUAAUUGAAGAAGAUGUGAGCCAAAAGCAAAAAAUGUGUGAGGAAGAUUUGAUGAAGGCUGAACCUGCACUUGUUGCUGCUCAAGAAGCAUUGAAUACAUUGAAUAAAAGUAACCUCACAGAACUUAAAUCAUUUGGAGCACCACCACCAGCAGUGGUCAAUGUUACUGCUGCUGUCAUGGUUCUGUUUGCACCAAAAGGUAGAAUCCCUAAAGAUAGAAGCUGGAAAGCAUGUAAAGUUAUGAUGGCAAAGGUUGAUUCUUUUCUAGACAGUUUAAUACAUUAUGACAAGGAAAACAUCCACCCUGAGGUAAUUAAAGCUUUGCAACCAUACCUUCAAGACCCAGAAUUUGUACCUGAAAACAUACAGGGCAAGUCACUUGCCGCUGCAGGUCUCUGUGCUUGGGUUAUAAACAUCAUGAAAUUCUAUGAAGUUUAUGUUGUUGUUGAGCCAAAGAGACGUGCACUGAACCAAGCCAAUGCAGAGCUAGCUGCAGCUAGGGAACGAUUAAAUUCCCUGAAAGACCAAUUGAAUUCCCUUGAAGCCAAGUUGGCAACAUUAACACAUGAAUUUGAAGAAGCUGUUGCUGAAAAAGUAAAAUGUCAGCAGGAAGCUGAUUCUACUUCACUCACUAUUGACUUAGCAAAUCGUCUUGUUAAUGGCCUAGGAUCAGAGAACAUUCGCUGGAGAGAAAGUGUGGCUACUCUUAAACAAGCUGGAAACAUGCUGCCUGGUGACGUUCUUUUGGUAACAGCAUUUAUUUCUUAUGUCGGUUGCUUCACUCGGAAAUACAGAAUUGACCUACAAGAAAAAUAUUGGCUUCCUUACCUGAAAAAGCUAGAUCCACAAAUUCCACUUACACUGGAUGUGGAUCCCUUGACUCUACUAACUGAUGAUGCUCAGAUUGCCAAGUGGAACAAUGAAGGCCUACCAAGUGAUCGAAUGUCUGCAGAAAAUGCAACAAUCUUGACCAAUUCAACUCGUUGGCCACUUAUGAUAGAUCCGCAGCUCCAAGGAAUUAAGUGGAUCAAAAAUAAAUAUGGAGAAAGCCUAAAAAUUGUUCGCUUAGGGCAGAAAAUGUAUCUUGAAGUGAUUGAAGGGGCUCUGUCAAAUGGGGACACUGUAUUGAUUGAAAAUAUUGGUGAAUCAAUUGAUGCUGUUCUGGAUCCGUUAUUGAGUCGAAAUCUGAUAAAGAAAGGAAAAGCUAUAAAAAUUGGUGACAGGGAAGUUGAUUAUAAUCCAAACUUUCGACUAAUUUUGCACACCAAGUUGGCAAAUCCUCAUUAUAAACCUGAAAUGCAAGCACAAACAACUCUGAUUAAUUUUACUGUUACAAGAGAUGGAUUAGAAGAACAGCUAUUAGCGGAGGUUGUAAAAGCUGAACGCCCAGAUCUAGAGAAACUGAAGGCUGAUCUCACUAAGCAACAGAAUGAUUUCAAAAUUACACUUAAAAUGCUUGAAGAUGACCUUCUGCAUAGGUUAGCUUCUGCAGGAGAAAAUAUUUUGAAGGACACAGCCCUAGUGAUAAACCUGGAGACCACAAAGAAGACUGCAGCAGAAAUUGAGAUAAAAGUUUCUGAAGCUAAGGUAACUUCUGUUCAGAUUGACGAAGCCAGAGAACAGUACCGCUCAGCGGCUACAAGAGCAUCACUGCUGUACUUUAUUUUGAAUGACCUGCACAAAAUAAAUCCAAUAUACCAGUUUUCACUGAAGGCUUUCAGUGUUGUCUUUUAUAAUGCAAUGAUGUGUGCACGUAAAGAUGAUAACAUUCAGAAAAGGGUAUUCAAUCUCAUUGACAGCAUAACAUUUGGUGUUUAUAUGUAUACAAGUCGGGGACUUUUUGAAUGUGACAAAUUAAUUUUUAUGGCUCAGAUGGCUAUUCAGAUUCUUUUAAUGGAUAAUGAGAUAGACCCAGCAGAACUUGACUUUUUGUUACGAUAUCCAGCAAACCCUAAUGUUACCAGUCCUGUUGAUUUUCUUACUAAUCUGAGCUGGGGUGGGAUCAAGACACUUUCUGCAAUGGACGAAUUCAGAAACCUCGACCGUGACAUAGAAGCUUCAGUGAAGCGAUGGAAGAAAUUUGUGGAAUCAGAAACACCUGAGAGAGAGAAGUUUCCUCAGGAGUGGAAGAACAAGUCAGCAUUGCAACGGUUAUGUAUGUUGAGAGCUUUGAGGCCUGACAGAAUGACAUAUGCUAUGAGAGUAUUUAUUGAGGAAAAAUUAGGCAGCAAGUACAUUGAAUCAUGGACUAUUGAAUUUUCAAAAUCAUAUGAAGAAAUGAGUUCAAGCACACCAGUGUUCUUUAUAUUGUCACCAGGCGUUGAUCCACUAAAAGAUGUAGAAAAAGUUGGAAGGAAACUUGGCUUUACAUUUGAUAAACACAAUUUUCACAAUGUCUCUUUGGGUCAAGGCCAGGAAGUUGUUGCUGAGGAAGCAAUGGACAUUGCUGCUAGGGAAGGGCAUUGGGUUAUACUACAGAAUAUUCAUCUCGUCAAGAACUGGUUGCCAUAUUUGGAGAAAAAAAUGGAACAUUGUGCUGAAAUAGCACAUCCCAACUUUCGUCUUUUCAUGAGUGCAGAGCCAUCACCUGAUCCAGCUUUCCACAUUAUCCCUCAAGGAAUUCUGGAGUCUUCAAUAAAAAUUACUAAUGAGCCACCUACAGGAAUGCUUGCAAAUCUUCAUAAAGCCCUUGAUAAUUUUUCACAGGAGACACUUGAGAUGAGCACCAAAGAAGCAGAGUUUAAAGCUAUAUUAUUUUCUCUCUGUUACUUCCACGCAGUAAUAGCAGAACGUCGAAAAUUUGGGCCACAAGGCUGGAACAGAAUUUAUCCUUUCAAUGUUGGUGAUUUGACAAUAAGUGUGAAUGUCCUGUAUAACUAUCUUGAGAAUAGUGCAAAAGUACCAUGGGAAGAUCUUCGUUAUCUGUUUGGAGAAAUAAUGUAUGGGGGUCAUAUUACUGAUGACUGGGAUCGUCACUUGUGUCGAACAUACCUUUCAGAGUACCUACGACCAGAGCUCCUUGAUGGUGACCUCUCUUUGGCACCUGGUUUCCUAGCACCUCCAAAUACAGAUUUACAAGGUUAUCAUAAUUACAUUGAUGCUUACCUGCCAGCAGAGACGCCAUAUUUAUAUGGGCUGCAUCCAAAUGCAGAAAUAGGUUUUCUGACUACCACAUCAGAGACCUUGUUUCGUACAGUUUUAGAAAUGCAACCUCGUGAGGCUGGAGCAUGCGGUACAAGCACUCUUACACGAGAAGAAAAGGUUAAGCAGGUUCUCGAUGAUAUAUUAGACAAACUACCUGAAGGCUUUAACAUAGCUGAAAUUAUGGCUAAAGUAGAAGAGAGAACACCCUAUAUAAUAGUUGCAUUCCAAGAAUGUGAAAGAAUGAAUAUUCUGUCGUCAGAAAUGAAGCAAUCUCUGAGGGAACUGGAUCUUGGACUUAAGGGUGAACUGACUAUAACAACAGAUAUGGAGGAAUUGGAAGCAUCUCUUUUUAUGGAUCAGGUCCCAGCAAGGUGGACAAAACUUGCUUAUCCAUCCAUGAUGACAUUAGGUCCUUGGUUUGCCGAUUUUAUGCUAAGGCUACGUGAACUAGAAGGGUGGUCAACUGAUUUCCAGUUGCCAUCAUCUGUUUGGCUUGCUGGUUUCUUUAACCCACAAUCAUUCUUAACUGCAAUUAUGCAGUCUACUGCAAGAAAAAAUGAAUGGCCUUUGGACAGAAUGUGCCUUCACUGUGAAGUAACAAAAAAGCAAAAGGAGGAAUUUACAACUCCACCUAGAGAAGGUGCGUACAUUCACAGUCUUUUCAUGGAGGGAGCAAGAUGGGAUCCGCAGACUGGAGCCAUUGUAGAAGCUCGUUUGAAAGAACUAUUUCCUACUAUGCCUGUUAUUUUCAUUAAGGCUAUAACACAAGAUAAGCAAGAUCUCCGCAACAUGUAUGAGUGCCCAGUCUACAAAACACGUGUACGGAAUCAAACAUAUGUUUGGACAUUUAAUUUGCGAACACGUGAGAAACCAGCAAAAUGGACUUUGGCAGGAGUUGCUAUUUUAUUACAAAUAUAA
Schistocerca piceifrons (Central American locust) is the source of this 17202-nucleotide messenger RNA. Its product is annotated as dynein beta chain, ciliary-like. The record is from RefSeq and is a predicted model, not a curated record. Gene Ontology annotation, biological process: microtubule-based movement. Gene Ontology annotation, molecular function: ATP binding; dynein light intermediate chain binding; minus-end-directed microtubule motor activity. Lineage: Eukaryota; Metazoa; Arthropoda; Insecta; Orthoptera; Acrididae. Gene Ontology annotation, cellular component: dynein complex. Bases 1 to 17202 code for a protein of 5733 amino acids. The transcript has 76 exons.